Molecule: messenger RNA, 4827 nt
Organism: Schistosoma turkestanicum
Lineage: Eukaryota; Metazoa; Platyhelminthes; Trematoda; Strigeidida; Schistosomatidae
Source: the annotation of a GenBank genome assembly
GGUGCGCUACGAUGUCAGUAACGAGUUCGUCAGUUGAGAAUCCAGACAAAUCGAAAUCUCUGUGGAGAGCAGCUUAUGUUUUAAUAAAGAAGUUGGACACUGUUUAUCACGGUGGCAAGGCGAUUAAGACUGUUUUCAGUUAUGAGGCUUAUGGGCAUAGGCUGAGAUUAAAAGAGCUACUUCAAAAGCUGAUGUUCAUGGACUUGGGUACGAAUUUCAGAAGAACUGAGGAGCUGAUUUGGCGCAAAGCAUUUUAUGAGCCUUAUUUUCUUUAUAAGGCUUAUGUUAAGAACAAUGAUCAGCAAGAUCGCCUCAGGUUAUUUGAGGAUAUGCUUGUUGUGCAUAUUCUCAGUGCUGUUGGAUACUACCAGUCUCUAAUUUUAGCUGUCCAAUCAGAUUUAGGUGACGCACAACCUAAUGACUUCUGUUCAUGGAUUCUAAUAGCGUUGCAUAUCCCUCUUUACUGUAGAGUGUUCUUUCAGUUUGACGCAAAGCCUAGACUCUCUGUGGCGAACAAGUCUGCGGCCAUCAAGUUGAUACAUAAAUGUCUGACAAAUAUUGGAGACCUUUUUCGAUAUCUAAUUGAUUUCGGUGAUUCUAACGCUAAGCGACUUGCUUAUCGAUAUUACAAGGCAGCCUUCUACUUUGAUCCUCUCAUGGGAUUGCCCCACAAUCAAUUGGGUAUCUUAGAUGUUGGACGCUGCUACGGCCUAAAUGCUGUUUUCCAUUAUUUACGUUGUUUGACAUCCCGUUUCCCUUUUGAGGGUGCUAAGGGAAAUCUCAUCACUGUAUUGGCUAAAAAUGAGCUCCGUUAUGGUAUGAUUACGCGCGAAAAACCAUCCAGAAGUUCGCGCAUCCGAUAUGCCUCUUAUUUCAGACCAAAAGAUUUCCGGAAGACUAUCAUGAAAUUCAUCUAUUUAAUUCAGCAGUUCCUAAAACCUGUGGAAUCUAGGGAUCCGGCAACGGAAACUAUUUUUCAUGAUAUACUCGCAGAAUUACAUUCUUCUUUAUUACUUACUGAUCAUUUAACUGUAAGAUCGGAAACCAUUGCAUUCUCAAAACAUACCAGUACCAAGAAUCUGAAAACGAAUGAAGUUAAUCAUGAAAAAACAGAUUGUACAGAUGAAACAUCAGAUCAAUUGACAGGACCUAUUUUUAUUAGAAUGCUGCUCAUUUCUAUACUUACUUAUGAAUACACACUCCAGCUUAAAAUAGAACAAGAUCGCAAUAAACCAGGAGAAAAAAAAUUAGACGAAAAUUUAGAUAUACAGGGGCAUUCUGCCCAAGAAAGUGAAGUCACUACAGUCCCUACCAGCUCAGAUACUAGUGGAGAGGAAAAUGCCAUUCAGAUUGAUUCUUCCGAUAAUUGUCCAUCUGCAGUAACUAAUAAGUGUGAGUCAUCUUCAGUUACAACUAUACCUGAUCUUCACGCACCGUUAUCGUUUGCUUUAAGCAUCGGGGAACUCUAUGUAACUCAUGUAUGUAGUCAAAUCUACCGUCGUCUGGGUCAGUUUAUGGAAGACCCUAAAGGAAAACCAGUAAAUUCAGGUAUCUCUAAAACUUCUCAUAAUUUGUGUACUGAUUGCCCAACAUGUUGUGAUCCAUCUAAUCCUUCAGGAAAUUCUAAUUGCAAACAUGUUUUAAAUGACCAUCGACCAUCCAGUAAUAUUUCCUCAACCGAACACCCUGAAGCUAUAUCAGAUCUUGGUAAUCCUGACGAUGAACUAGAAGAUUCUGGUGAUAUUAGAUGUACAAGAACACAAUCACAUGAAAGUAUCCACAGUAAUACAGAUACCGAUGAAGAUGAUGAUCAUGCGCGAUUACGGUUUCGUCGAUACUCGUCAGAUGAAGAUUCACAACAUGAGUUUGUAGAAAGGGCAACUGAUGAAAAUGAUAAUGAAUCAGAUACAGAUUUUUGGGGUUCUGAUGAUUCCAGCUUAUUGCAUUCACAAGACGAGAUUAACUCUACCGGUACACCUACAGAUGAUGAUCUUGAUGUUUUCUCUGACGAUCGAUUGAGGCGUGCUUCCAAAUUGAAUCGUUUAGGAUCCCAACGAAAUGUAAAGCAAUCAAAGUUUAAUGAUUCAUCAAAAUAUUUAUCAGAAUCUCAUUCAGUAAAUAAGGAUGUAAAAAAUACAUUGAAUUGCAUUUCAGAAGAGGAAGCGAUGCAAGAAGGCAAGACAGAAAAAGUAGACGUUCCUUCACCGGUCUCUCUUCAUUCUUCAAACAAUGAUAAAGAAUCAGUGCAUAAUGAUUCUAUUGUCGAUUCGGAGGAGAAGAAUACAUGUUACCCUUCGAAAUUUCAUUCAGAUUCUAUUAAAGAGAAUUUAUCAAAUCAUCCUCUUGUCCAAGUUGAUAAAGAUUCUUAUGAUGCGAAUGCAGAUAUAACUACACGUCUUAGUCUAUUCAGUCAACUUUAUUUAUUUUCUGCUGUCAAAUUAUUUUUAGACUGGCUUUCUAGUUCCAAAUUUGAACAUUUAAAUUUAUCCGCCUAUCAAGAUAUCAAUUCUACAUUAACAGAUGAUAGUACUGAUAAAUCACAGAAACGUAGCAGAGCUAGUAUUCUUUGGCAAGUAUCUGUAGAAAGAUUUAUAUCACAGCUAAUGCCAUUAUUAAAUAGUAUUUAUCCAAUAUUCGAUCAAAUUUCUCAUGAAAUUUCACGCGAAAAUGUAACCAAUACAUCAAAAGCAUGUGACAUUAAUCACUGUUAUCAGAACGAACAAUUAAAUGUGGAUUCCUGUACUCACUUCAUCGAAUCAAAUGUUGAUGAUGAAGCUAAGUUCAACAUCGUUCAUCAUUUAUCACCCGAUGUUUACCAAACAAUGAAAAGAUUGUUUUCUCAACAAGUGUUAAAUUUAAAUAAGUCUCCUACUGAAACACAAAAUGAAGUAGAGGAAAAUUCUAUACAACAAUCUGUAAUCCAUGAUGAGGAGAAAUUUCAAAUGUAUCCUCUUCCUGAAGAUUGGUUACUGCUUGGUUUACCAUCAAUGAAUUGUAUCCAUGAAAAAAUUGAUUUUCAUCAUGCAUGUAUAUCACCUUCGUUAAACGAAAUAGACGAAAUCGUAUUUCGAUGCGCCUCCAUUGCGUUUCACGGGUGCAGUUUAGCAUCAUACAGCAAUCAGUUAGGUUUGUUUGUUACAUAUAAUUCUACUGGAGAUGGUCGUCGACCUUUCAAGUGUGAUAUACCAUUGUCUGAAGUUCCCGGUCUAUCCUCUUCUAAUCAUUCCAAUUGGCCCUAUUCGAAUCGUCGGAAACGUCGUGGCCGUCGAUAUCAGAAGUUUUAUCCAGGCUACGGUAGAUGUGAUCGUUACAGUUCUUCCUGUCCCAAUGCUAAUUUUCAAUAUAGUAGAACUGAUAAUCGUAAUACAUGUGUGCCUCACAGAGGUCACUCUUAUCGGGAACAUGCUAGAUAUUCAGGCUCAGCUAAGGCACACAAAUCACACUAUGAUCCUAGACAUCGUAAUAGACCUUCACAACAAGCAGAUAAUCAUCAUGACGAUUGGGAUACAACAGAGUCUGCUCAACAUUUAACAGCCUCACAAUCUGAUAAUCUUCAAUCUGUCUCCAAAAGUAGUCCACAAAAAUCUGAUUCAUCUUCAAUGGUUAAGUGUGAUACUGAAUUAUUUAGUAAACCUCAGAUGGAUUCAACAGAGAAUGAUCAAUCACGUCGAGACCAAGCUAUGCGAGAUAUGGCUCGUCUUCGGUUACUCAAUGAAGUAGAUCAAUUGGAACGUCAAUUUCGUAAUCAGUCACCUCUUUUAUCCACAAAAAGAAGCACUAGUACUUCAUCUUGCAUACGAAACUCAGAAUCAACUAUACAAGAUAAACAUUUAGGAUUUGAUAUAAAUAAAAGCUUUCUGUCACCUUUUCUCGUCUUAGACGCUUAUUGCUUAACCAGUCAUUUACCUAUGGUCAAACAAUUAGUUAGUUCUAAUCGUUUCAUUUUAAUCAUACCACAAGCAGUUAUUUCUCAUUUGGAUUAUUUAAAGAAAACAUUGGCAUCUGCUAGAGUAGCGAUACGAUACUUAGAACAUGAAGCUCACGGUGGCAAUCGUUAUCUACGAUUACAAAAACCGGAUGAACAACCAAAUCAGCCUAUUCAACUUCAUCGUCAAGAUGCUGUACAUAACGAUGCUCAAGAUUUAAUAACUGAUGUAGAAGAAGAUGAAUCAAAAAGUUCUUCAACCAGCCAAAACCUGAAUCUUCGUGUUGUAAGAAGAUGGGUGAACAUUUUGGACUGUGCAUCCUAUUUUGCACAGACACUCAAAGAUUCAAACAAAUUAUCAGAAUCAACAUCUGUGAACAGUAACUGCUUGCCCAAACAAGCCACUAGUUCAGAUGAACAUGAAAUCGACGGUCCUUCAAAUUUGCUUAAUAUUUCACCUCCAUAUGUAGAUCUACUAACUAAAGGAUGUAGUACAGAUGAAGUGAAUGAAUUGUCAACUACUAAAACAGCACCUGUGACCAUUCUAAUUGGAUUUAGAAAUACAUCUCUUGAAGAUACUACAGUUCCUCAAAGCUUUUUAACACUUGCAUUAAAUCAUGGUGUACGAUUAGAAGUAAUUCGUUCGUUUAUUCAACGUUGGAAGACAAUGAAAACAUGAAGAGAAAAUUUUUUAAAAAAAAACAUAUGUUGCAUACUUUUUUAUUUUCCUGAUGUAAAACGAAAAUUGUACAAAAUAAGAAAAUUAUUUUAUUGAUCAAAGUUAUUUUGUUUUUCCCUACUACACAAAUAUCUUUGAUAUAAUUUUAUGAGAUUUGUCAACUAUUGUAUUUUGCUAUGGUGACUUUAUAUCAGGGCGUUAUUUCAAAAAAUCAUUUCACUUU